This is a messenger RNA of Exaiptasia diaphana, 891 nucleotides long. RefSeq names its product mitotic spindle assembly checkpoint protein MAD2A-like. The transcript has 6 exons. Gene Ontology annotation, cellular component: cytoplasm; nucleoplasm; kinetochore. The record is from RefSeq and is a predicted model, not a curated record. Lineage: Eukaryota; Metazoa; Cnidaria; Anthozoa; Actiniaria; Aiptasiidae. Bases 8 to 616 code for a protein of 202 amino acids. Gene Ontology annotation, biological process: mitotic spindle assembly checkpoint signaling.
CUGAAAAAUGGCGGCAAAAAAAACAAGGGGAGCAAUAACAUUGAAAGGAAGCACAGACACUGUCACAGAGAAAAAAAGCUUUGGCAUCAAUAGUAUUCAAAAAAAGCGUGGAGUAUACCCUCCAGAAAACUUCAAGCGAGUUGAACAGUAUGGAAAAAAACUAUUUGUGUCUGAUGAACCACUUCUUAAAGAUUACUUGUCAAAAGUGCUAAAGCAAAUUCAUGAUUGGCUGAAAAAAAAAAAAAUCCAGAGAAUAGUGCUUGUCAUCACCAAUGUUGAUUCUGGAGAAGUAGAAGAAAGGUGGCAGUUUGACAUUCAAUGUGAUAAAUCAUCCUCAUCACAUAAAAAAAAAAGAGAAAAAUCUCUCAAAGAAAUUAAAAGAGAAAUAAGAGAUGUAAUAAAAAAAAUCACAGCAAGUGUAACCUUUCUCCCACUUCUAGAAGGUCCAUGUGCAUUUGACCUUUUGGUUUACACUGAUAAAGACAAAAAAAUCCCUGAAAUGUGGGAAGAAUCUGGGCCUCGUAUUAUAAGCAACUCAGAAGAAGUUCGUUUGCGUUCAUUUACAACAACAAUCCAUAAAGUUGACACAAUGGUAUCAUAUAAAAGUGGUGACUGAGCAAAAAGAUCUGUAAAGAUACAGUGUGUAAACUGACAAUAUUGUAUAUUAUUAUUGUUUACAAAUAAUACAUGAAGGCAUUGGCUGUAGACUUUUGUGAAGCAGAAAUAUUCCUUGCAAGAACGGCAAUAGAUAUAUGUAUGAAAAAAAAAUUAAUGCAAAUUUCAUUGUAAUAUCAUUAACACAUUUUCUUACAUUAAAAAAAAUACUAUGUAAGUACAAGUAUUUUUUCCAGCAUCAGUUCUUUGUUUGGAAUAAUAAAAAUAGAAGUUAUU